AUGCCAGGCGAUAAUUGCGCUGUGAUGGGUUGUAGGAUGUGUCGAAGAACUAAAGGUAUCGGUAUUUUUAAACUCCCAGCGCCUAAGAACGACGAAUAUAAGGCAUGGAGAUCACAGUGGUUAAACGAACUCACCAAAACAAGAGUAAUUGACAAGAAUUUUCGAGCGCAGAUUGACAACGACAAGGUAUUUACUUGUGAAAAACAUUUUAAAGAAGACAUCGAAACGUGUAAGUGCCAAGUUUUAAAUAAUUCUGGUAUACAAGCUCUUGUAGUCCCAAAUAAAAACAAUGUCACUUAAACUAAGGACAAUCUACAUAUUGACCAUUGAGUCACACACUACAAAGUAUCAAAUAUAUGAAUUAAUGUUGCAAUGGCGUAUUUAUUAAACGUAGUCACUAGUCAGCAAACUUUUCAAGUAAUAUAUAGUUCUAAAUGUGACUUGAUCAAAGUGUAUAAACAUAAAGUAUAAAAUGAGUCGUGCUGAUGCAUCAUUUUACAAAGUAUUAAAUACACACAUUAUAUUAUUUUGAUUUCUACUCAGUAAUGCACACGUUUUGAUGUGAUUCGUACUUUAUAAUAAUAAUUUAAUGAUAAGACAAUCAUGCACAAACAAUCGUAACACUAACAGACUAUACAUAUCUACAAUUACAGUAAUACAUAACAUACAUUAAUUCCCUUUGAACUAUUUUAAACUAUUUAAUUGAAGUACUAUAAAACAAUGUUAAAACAUCGAAGCAGAAUUUCUUUACAAUUUCUUUGUCCUGCAUGAACUUGAGGUAAAUAUAAUAAUAGUUUGACAAUUUAUAAUAGUUUGACAAUUUAAUUAUAAUAGUUUGACAGGUAUGCAGUUGCAUUCCUGCAUGUUUUGACACAAAAACAUGACAUGUUUUUCAAGGUAGACGAAGGAUCCACAGUUUUCGUAAUAAUAUGCUUACCAAUAGAUUUGCCAGACAAUUAUAAUAUAAUAUUAAUUUUUGUGGGCAGAAACUAGAAUGGCAAUUUUUCUUUCACCAACUAUUAUUGUAUCCAAUUUCCCCUGAUGACAGGUGGUCCAGAAAUAUAAAUUAUACCUAUCACUUUGUCUUCUCAGUCCUAAUAUAUAAAAACCAUUUACCUGAUUGAGAGUGUGAUUGGGUGUGUGGCUACUUUUAGGGAGGUUAUUGUCUAACUUUCUAAACUUUUAGAUGCGAUGUAUCACGGUGUAUUGAAGAUAUCUUUCAAUGUGCAUUAAAGAGAAAUUAUUCUUGUGAAUACAAGCCUCUUUUGAAUAUUCCUCUAUGCAAUGUGGUUUUGAAUGAGCUUCAUUUGAUGUAAGACCUCUGGUCUCUCGAAAAUGUCUUUUAUGCAUGUGCUCUAUUGUGUAUGCAAUGAUAAAAUAACAAAUUUGAAGCAAACAAUUGCAGUAAAUAUGGAUUACAUGAUUUUUACUUGCCCCAGGCAAGCGUUAAGUUACACCAUACCGGUACAGUAUUUGUACAAGGUUGGAAAGUCUAAAUUCAUGUGGGAUGCAAGUUGCCUGCCUACCUCAGAGGUGUUUUAAGCUUUAUUAUUGGCAAUAGCAUUUUUGCCAACCUUGUAUAAAUGGAAUACUAUACAUAAGACAGCAUAUGCAUGAAGGCAUUUUGUAGUAAUAGGGAAUAGCUUUAUACCAAUAUAAGGGAAAUAGCUUUAUACCAAUAUAAACAUAAAUUAAUUUGAAUAGUAUUUUAAUUUUGUAUAUACUAUUACUCUUAUAGACAAGCUGACCAAGAAUCUGGUCAUAAAUGCCAUAGAGAAUGACAGGAGGGAAAAUUUAAAUAAAAGACCAAUGGACAGGUCCAACAAGAAUUUAGAUGCACUCAUUAAGUGUAUUAUAAGUUGUGGCAUAUAUUUUAAUGUCUGGGAGAAAGCUGAAGAAGAUUGCAGAGGUGGCCUGUAUGAAUUUACAGGCCUUAUGGGGUCAGACAAGCGACUGCUCCUCAAGACUUUACCAAGCAAGCUGGUGACCAUACUUCCAGAUAAUACAAGUGGGACCAUUGUCAGACUCUGGCAGGUAUUAAUUGGGACAUUGGCAUUAUUUUGGGGUCGACCAUAUACAUUUGUUUGUACGAUUUAUUUGCUCUGUUAUAUUUUCUAGGAAUUUAAUGAAAU
Molecule: messenger RNA, 2132 nt
Organism: Paramuricea clavata
Lineage: Eukaryota; Metazoa; Cnidaria; Anthozoa; Malacalcyonacea; Plexauridae
Source: the annotation of a GenBank genome assembly